AUGUCUGGUGAUGAAUCCUCAGGUUCGAAAAACUCCAUCAAUCAGAAGCCAUAUGGUGUUGUUAACAUCAAAACUCAUGUUCCUAUUAUUCUUGACUUCAAUGAAUUAAACUAUGAUGCCUGGCGCGAAUUGUUUGAAACUCACUAUAGGGGAUAUCGGGUGCUUGGAUUUCUCGACGGGACUUUACUUCCAAAGUCUGAUAAGGAUGAAGAAUGGUAUGCCCUAGACUACAUUGUCAAGUCAUGGAUCUAUGCCACUCUUACUCAGCCUCUCCUCACAUCCAUAGUCAAGAAAAACUCCACCGCUCAUUCCAUAUGGCAAAGCCUUGAAGACUUGUUUCGUAAAAAUAAAGAUACCCAAGCCAUUGAACUUGAAAACGAACUUCGAUUCAUGACACAAGGUGAACUUUCAAUUGCCCAAUAUUGUCAAAAAAUGAAGUCCAUCAAUGAUCUCUUGGCCAAUAUCGAGAACCCUAUCCCUGAAAAGUCGUUUAUUGCACAUCUGUUGAAUGGCUUAUCCCCACAGUUCGAAAACAUAUCCAUGCUUCUUCGCCAUAGGGACCCAUUUACAACCUAUAAUUUGGUCCGCUCCAAGCUUCUGGUUGAAGAAAGCAGACUAAAAUCGAACCGCCCAACACCACCUUCACACUUGGAUCACUCCUCUGCACCUUCGAUAUUGUAUGCCGCCAACAGUAGUCGCACACUGUCUUCCUCUAACCGUAGUGGUCGUCGUCCUAAUCAGAAUCGUCGUGGAGGCGGCAACUCUGACUCCCAUCGCCGAAUACUUUUGGGUCUGGGCAUUCUUGGUACCCCACCUUCCGCUACAGCAACUGCAUAUCACACAACCUCCACUCCAACUCUUCGGCCUCCAUGGCAAUGGUUCCCUUCAAUAUCUCAAAAUCAGCCUAUCGACCUCGCUCAAGCCUUCAACUCCUUGAAUGUUACUGAUAGUGCGGAUGCUAAUUGGUAUACGGACACCGGAGCCACAUCACACCUUGGCUCCGAUACAGGUUUAACAUGGUUACCAAUGGUAAAUGAGAAAGGAGAUUAUCAAUGUUUGGAACAGAGGAUGUCGAUGACGAUAUGGAUGGUGACCUUCUUCCAGGUUAUAGUGUUGGCGGCGGGUGGGCGGCGGUAA
Lactuca sativa (garden lettuce) is the source of this 1137-nucleotide messenger RNA. Lineage: Eukaryota; Viridiplantae; Streptophyta; Magnoliopsida; Asterales; Asteraceae. The record is from RefSeq and is a predicted model, not a curated record.